Molecule: messenger RNA, 186 nt
Organism: Botrytis byssoidea
Lineage: Eukaryota; Fungi; Ascomycota; Leotiomycetes; Helotiales; Sclerotiniaceae
Exons: 1
Coding region: 1-186 (61 amino acids)
Source: RefSeq, a predicted model, not a curated record
AUGCCUGAGAAAGGACAUCUCGCAAGUGCCACAGAUGAACAAUUGAAAGAUGUCAAGUGGUUGAGAGCGCAUUUCAAAGAACUUCAAGAAGCCCAGGAAAGACUCGAUAUUGCAGAGAAAAUCAUCCUUGAACUACAGACGUCAGUCAAAGAGCUUUUUGAAAUUGUCAAGAAGCUUGAGUCAUAG